UAGCUGCCCCCCCCCCCCAUACCAGACAGUGAAGCAGCCUGUCAGAAUGCUCACAACGGAAUACCUAUAGAAGUUUUUGAGUGUUUUAGUAGUCAUGGCGGUUCCAAGGUUGUCAAGCCGAGGAGUGGUAGUGGGGACAAGCUCCCACUACCUAAGAGUGCACCUCAUGGCAUGCGCCUCAAAUAGCCUCUGACAACCGUCCAACUCCUGGCCUUCUUGUGUGGCUUAGCCUCUAAGCCCAGCAGAACCAUUUCUACUGACAGGAGAAAGGGCGAAGGCAGGUCCUGGCGCCUUAAAACCAGUGCUUCGGGUAGAUAGAGCUCGUCAGCCUGGGAAGGCAGUCCAUCUAAGGGAGGGAAAACUCUGAUUUCAAACCUCCGCUGCCUUGCGGCCAUACCCACUUAAGGGAAAGGCUUCGGGAGUAAACCCUGAGGACAAAUCCAGAGCUGGAGUCCCUAAGGCAGUCUGAAGUUGACUUCAACCUUGCUCUGGCAACUCCUGUGACAUCAUUUUUAGUCAGCGGGUUGUGGAUUUAUGGAAUUUGUUGCCACAUACAGCUGUGGAGGCCCAAUCAUUGAAGGUUUUUAAGGAGGAGAUUGACAGGUAACUGAUUAGUCAGGAUAUCAAGGGAUAUGGGAAAAAAGCUGGAAAUUGGAACUAGACGGGAGAAUAAUUUAGCUCAUGGUGGAGUGGGCCAAAUGGCCUACUUCUGCUCCUUUGUCUUGUGAUCAUUUGAAGCUGUAUCGGCCCUUGCCUCUCCCUUGGUCAACAUCAGUGGCGUGGAGAGGGGAGACUUACUGCUUGGGCAACUGCCGGUCUUUCAUACAACCUUUCCCAGGCCUGCACCCCGGAGACGACAUUCGCAAGACUUUCCAGGUGCAGAUCCGAGGUCUCAUAAGACUAACAGAUGCCAUCUUAGUCAUGACUAACCUCUCAAAGCAUUUUAUCACCAUCGAUGUGACUGCUACAGGGUGAUAGUCAUUAAAGCAGCUAACACUACCCUUCUUAGACACUGCUGUAGUUGUUGCCAGUCCAUAUUCCAAUUUCAUUUUUCCAACUUUCGUAAGGCUUGUUCUUGUCGAACGCUGGCAAGAACCUUUAGUUGGAAACCAUCCUCUGUUACCACUUAUAACAUUCAAACAACAAAGACAAGAUUUUCUUUCAUUUUAACAACUUUACUUUCUCCAUUCACAUUUAAUACACCAGCUGCUAUUUUCUCCCCCCAACCUCCCUCAUGUACAUAUCUAUAAGAGGGAAAAUGCACAUGCCCAAAUGAACGGAACUCAACAGAGCACAUCCGCCAGUUGGAUGGCACAGGUUUUCAGAGCCCUACCACGUGCUCCAUCAGGGCCUGUCACUCUCUUGAAAGACAGCCUGACGUAGGCCUCCAAGACACAGAUCACCGGGUCACUGUAUGCUGCAGGAAUCUUCAUUGCUGUAGUUUUAUUCUCCCUUUCAAAGCACGCAUAAAAGGUGUUGAACUCAUCUGGAAGUGAAGCAUCGCUGCCAUUCAUAAGGUUAGGUUUCACUUUGUAGAAAACCUACAGCACAAUACAUACAGCAAACGUUAUAGGAAGUAAAUAAAACUGCAAAUCCCGCCAGAGGAUGUGCAUCCUAUUCCUCCUCCAACCUCGUUCAAAAUUGUUCCUUUGCUCAAGAUAGCCCUCCGUAAAUCAUAGCUGGUUCACCAGACUUGAAUUCCAUAUAUUUAUCCCUCAGCAGACUACGAACCUCUUGGUUCAUUCAUGGCUUUUGAUUUGGGUAUAUACAGAAUAUUCUCGUAGGCACACGCUCACACAGGUUUUAAUGAAAUCAGUGUGGCAUACUCAUUCAGUCUCAAAGACAGAUCCCUGAAUACAGACUAGUUCACCAAUUCAAAGCAGUCCUGCAAGCGCUCCUGUGCUUCCAUUGUCCAUACCUCCUUGAUCCUCACUCCUAUGCUGCGGUCUUCAGUCCCUGCCUAUACUCAGGGAUUAGAAGUACAGCCAGGUGAUCAGACUUUCCAAAGUGUGGUUGUGGGAAAGCAUGGUAAGCACUCUUGAUGGUGGUCGAAAGUGUUGAUUCCUCUAGUUCCACAAGUGAAAUGUUGGUAAUAAUUAUUUAGAGACUUUUUCAAGCUGUCCUAGUUAAAAUCCCCCAUAAUAGUGUGGAAUGCAUCAGGGUGUGCUGUUUCAUGCCUGUUCAUUACAUUACUCAGCUCGUCUAAAGCCUGUUUGACACCAGGCUGAGGUGGGAUGUACACCGUUAACAAGAUUAUGUCUGAAAACUCCCAUGACAGAUAAAACGGAUGACACUUAAUCGCAAAUGUUUCGGGUCAGGUGGGCAGGACUGUGACAGCACCACCAGGUCUGUACACAACAGCAACCAUGAUCAUAAAACAUACUCCACCUCCUCUGCCUUUGAAAGACAGCUGUCCUAUCUUGCCAUUUCUAUUAUGAUCCUAUUGUGUUUCUUGGAUUUACUGAGGUAUGCCAGUAAGAAAAUUAAUCUCAGGCUUGUAUAUAGUGGCAUAAACUGUGUGUAUUUUGAUAAUAAAUUUACUUUGAACUCUAAACGGAUUCUACAACCUACACACUUGCAUUCAAGGACUCUUCACUCAGAUGUUCAGUAUUUUUCUUUUAUUUGAACAAUUUGUCUUCUUUUGCACAUUGGUUGUUUGUAGUACUUUAUGUGUAGUUUUUAAAAUUCUAUUGUAUUUUAUUUUUUCUACAAAUGCUUGCAAGAAAAUGAAUCUCAAAGGAGUAAACAUAUAUGUACUUUAAUAAUAAAAUUGCCUUUGACUUUGAGGUAGUGCAGAAUGUCUUAAGAUGUAUGCUGGCCUAUAAUUUCCUUUCUUCUGCCUUUUUCCCUUGAAGAGUGCAGUGACAUUUGCAAUUUUCCAUUCUUCCUGAACCAUUUCAGAAUCAAGUGAUUCUCGAAAGAUCAUUACUAAUGCCUCCACAAUCUCUUCAGCCACCUCUUUCAGAUCACUGGGAUGCACACCAUCUGGUCCAGGUGACUUAUCUACCUUCAGACCUUUCAGUUUCCCAAGAACCUUCUCUCUAGUUUUGGUAACUUCACACAUUUCAGACCACUGACACCUGGAACUUCCACCAUACUGCUAGUGUCUUCCACUGUGAAGAUUGAUGUAAAAUAUUUACUCAAUUCGUCUGCCAUUACUACCUCUCCAGUAUCUUUUUCCAGCUGUCUAAUAUCCAUCUCACUUCUCUUUAUACUUUAUGCAUCUGAAGAAAUUUUUGGUGACCUUUUUUAAUAUUAUUGGCUAGCUUACUUUCAUAUUCUGGUAGCGCCCCCCCCCCCCCACCCCAGCUGUAAUAGCAUGGCGCCACCAUGGUGCCAUGUAUAGAGUUUGAGAGGUUAUGUUACAAUUGUACACAACAUUGGUGAAGCUUCACUUGGAGCACCGUGUGUCGUUUUGGUCACCCUGUUAUGAGAAAAGUAGAAAUGUACAACACAGAAACAGGCCAUUCAGCCCACAGUGUCUGUGCUGAGCAUGACACCAAAUUAAGCAUCCCCUUCCUGCACUAGAUCCAUAUCUCUCUAUUCCCUGUACAUCCAUGUGUCUGUCUAAAAGCCUCUAGAAUGCUAGUGUUGUACCUACCAGUCCAGACAGCCAUUCCAAGCCCCCACUACUCUGUGUAGAAAAAAAAAUCUUGCCCCACACAUCCCUUUUAAACCUAUCAUAAACGGAUAUCCUUUCCCGUUUACAUUUCUACUCUAGGAUAAAUAUCCUAACUGUCAACUGUAGCAUUGCCUUUCAUAAUUUUACAAACCUCUCUUCCACUCACCACCAGCCUCCAGCACUCCAGAGAAAACAACCCAAGUUUGUCCAUCCUUGUUAAAGAUACUGAUGGUCCACGAUUACUGGCUGCCUGAGAAGAAAGGCCACGCCCUCACUCCAAUGUAGAUAAAGAUGUCUCUCCUGCUUCACUUGGAUUCUCAGCGAAUAGUGCCCCCAUGUUUUGACCAGCUGUCACCAUCUCUUCAAUGUCCACUCAUUCAAUACACAAAAGAUUUUCCAGCACCUCAGUCUUCAACCUGCUCUCUGUGUUAUUAAUCUGGGAAAAAGGCAGAAAAGAUUUACACAGAUGUUGAGGGUUUUGAGAGGAGAGGUUUGACGGGUCCCAUCCUUGGAAGGUAGGAGAGUGUAUAAAGUUACAAGGGACAUAGAUAGAUCUUGUUCAAGGAUUGAGGAAUCAAAGAGUUUCAAUCUGAGUUUCAAACAUUCUGUAAAAGAAUGUUUUCUUUUACAGAAGCUGGGCCUUAUACAAGAUGAGUUGCCUAAGGAAGUGGUUACACAGCCGCAGGACAUCAGCAGACACCAUGGACUUUCAAACACUUUCGAAGAUCAGGGACGAAGAGCGUGAGAGCAGUGUGGGAUAUGUGCAUGGAGUCUCAGGGCCAGUUGUUGUGGCUUCCAGCAUGUCAGGUGCAGCGAUGUAUGAGUUGGUACGUGUCGGCCAUGAAGAGCUGGUGGGGGAGAUUAUCCGUUUAGAGGGGGAUUUAGCCACUGUUCAAGUCUACGAAGAAACCUCUGGUGUGUCUGUCGGAGACCCCGUCCUGAGGACAGGUAAGCCCCUCUCGGUGGAACUGGGCCCUGGCAUCAUGGGUGCCAUCUUUGACGGCAUCCAGCGGCCCCUGAGUGACAUCAGCCUGGAAACAGGCAGCAUCUACAUCCCCAGGGGGAUAAACGUCCGGGCCCUGAGCACAGAGAAGAUGUGGGAGUUCACGCCUGCACACGGACUCCGGGUGGGCAGUCAUGUCACUGGGGGAGACAUCUUUGGCACUGUUGUGGAGAACUCCCUGAUCCAGCAUCGCAUCCUGGUGCCCCCACCGACCCGAGGCACCGUCAGCUUCAUCGCCCCACCUGGAAACUACUCCGUCAAGGAUGUGGUAAUGGAGCUCGAGUUCGAGGGGCAGAAGGAGCCAUUGACUUUGGUCCACCUGUGGCCCGUACGCCAGGUCCGGCCCACGGCUGAGAAACUGCCCAGUUCACAGCCCCUGCUGACUGGCCAGAGGGUGCUGGACGCUCUCUUCCCGUGUGUGCUUGGGGGCACUACAGCCAUCCCCGGUGCCUUUGGCUGUGGGAAGACUGUCAUCGCCCAGUCGCUCUCCAAGUUCUCCAACAGUGACAUCAUUGUCUACGUGGGCUGUGGGGAACGUGGCAACGAGAUGGCCGAGGUGCUCCGUGACUUCCCCGAGCUGACCAUGGAGGUGGAGGGAAAGUUGGAGACCAUCAUGAAGAGGACCACACUCAUUGCCAACACCUCCAACAUGCCCGUGGCCGCCCGUGAGGCCUCCAUCUACACCGGUAUAACCAUCUCAGAGUAUUUCCGUGACAUGGGUUACAACGUCAGUAUGAUGGCGGACUCCACCUCCCGCUGGGCUGAAGCUCUCCGUGAAAUCUCUGGUCGCCUCGCGGAGAUGCCUGCAGACAGUGGGUAUCCGGCCUAUCUGGGUGCCCGUCUUGCCUCUUUCUAUGAGCGGGCAGGACGGGUGAGAUGCCUGGGCAGUCCCGAGAGGGAGGGAAGUGUCAGCAUUGUUGGAGCAGUGUCACCCCCAGGAGGGGACUUCUCAGACCCAGUCACCGCUGCCACCCUCGGCAUUGUCCAGCCCUGCCUCCAUUCUGUGCUGAGAUCGGAUAUUCAACCCUCGGGCCUCGAAACUCCGAUGGGUGGUGAAACUCAAAACGGCUGCUUACUCAAUCCAGCUGUCCUGUCUGGUCCUGUCCCACCUCAUCCCGACCCGUCUUGUCCCAUUCCAUUCCGACUCGGCCAGUACCAUCCCAUCAGCACUAUCAGGAUACUGGGCAGGUCCCUCACUGAGGGAGGCCCUGUGAGGGAAUGCCUCGCUAUGGUGUUCUGGGGACUGGACAAGAAGCUGGCCCAGCGGAAACACUUUCCCUCCGUCAACUGGCUGGUGAGCUACAGCAAGUACAGCCGGCUGCUAGACGAUUACUAUGACAAACACUUCCCCGAGUUUGUCGCUCUCCGGAACCGCGCCAAGGAGAUCCUGCAGGAGGAGGAGGACCUGGCGGAAAUUGUGCAGCUGGUUGGCAAGGCAUCCUUGGCUGAACUGGACAAGAUAACUCUGGAGGUGGCCAAGUUGCUCAAGGAUGACUUUCUGCAGCAGAAUGGACACACCUCGUAUGACAGGUACUGCCCUUUCUACAAGACGGUGGGGAUCCUGAAGAAUAUCAUCGCCUUCUACGACCUGGCACGUCACUCGGUGGAGACCACGGCCCACUCCGACAACCGCCUCACCUGGUCCCUCAUCCGGGACAACAUGGGUGAUGUCCUGUACAAAUUGAGUGCCAUGAAGUUUAAGGACCCAGUCAAGGACGGGGAGGUGAAGAUCAAGUCAGACUACACCCUCCUCCUGGAAGAAAUGCAAAACGCCUUUCACAACCUGGAAGACUAACAGCAGUACAGGGUAGUGGCUCUGCUGGGAUCGGGGCCCCCACCUCGCAAACCUCCUGCUGGGAUCGGGGCCCCCACCUCGCAAACCUCCUGCUGGGAUCGGGGCCCCCACCUCGCAAACCUCCUGCUGGGAUCGGGGCCCCCACCUCGCAAACCUCCUGCUGGGAUCGGCCCCCACCUCACAAACCUCCUGCUGGGAUCGGGGCCCCCACCUCGCAAACCUCCUGCUGGGAUCGGGGCCCCCACCUCGCAAACCUCCUGCUGGGAUCGGGGCCCCCACCUCGCAAACCUCCUGCUGGGAUCGGGGCCCCCACCUCGCAAACCUCCUGCUGGGAUCGGGGCCCCCACCUCGCAAACCCCCUGCUGGGAUCAGUCUCGUCAACUUGCAAACCUGCUGGGAUCGGGGCCCCCACCUCGCAAACCUCCUGCUGGGAUCGGGGCCCCCACCUCGCAAACCCCCUGCUGGGAUCAGUCCCGUCACCUCACAAACCUCCUGCUGGGAUUGGGGCCCCCACCUCGCAAACCUCCUGCUGGGAUCGGGGCCCCCAC
Molecule: messenger RNA, 6968 nt
Organism: Hypanus sabinus (Atlantic stingray)
Lineage: Eukaryota; Metazoa; Chordata; Chondrichthyes; Myliobatiformes; Dasyatidae
Product: V-type proton ATPase catalytic subunit A-like
Exons: 16
Coding region: 4273-6420 (715 amino acids)
Biological process (GO): ATP metabolic process; proton transmembrane transport
Cellular component (GO): lysosomal membrane; proton-transporting V-type ATPase, V1 domain
Molecular function (GO): proton-transporting ATPase activity, rotational mechanism; ATP binding; ATP hydrolysis activity
Source: RefSeq, a predicted model, not a curated record